This is a messenger RNA of Pocillopora meandrina, 2492 nucleotides long. NCBI's taxonomy places the organism in Eukaryota, Metazoa, Cnidaria, Anthozoa, Scleractinia, Pocilloporidae. The record is from the annotation of a GenBank genome assembly.
AUGGGCACCAAGCCCAAUGCUUCUGCUGCUUUAAGUGAGGAAGAUAUUCGAGUUCUGUUUGAAAAGGAUCUCUUGGAAAGUUCCACGGCAGAAGCGCUUUUAAACAGGCUGUGGUUCAACGACACAAUCCAUUUCGGGUAACGAGGUUGCAAGGAGACCAGAGAAAUGUGCUGGGGAGACGUAAAACUUUGUCAAAACUUCCACAGGGCAGGAGUACCUCAAAUUCAAUGAAAGAGAAACCAAAACUCGUCCAGGAAACGAUCCACGGAAAGUAAGAGCCAUUGCAAUGAAAAUGUUUGCUGUGCCGAACAACGAGAAAUGUCCAGUCAAGGCCUUCAAAGUCUACGCAGAAAAGCGACUCGUGGAAAUGAAAACCGACGAUGCACCGUUUUAUUUGGCUGUAAGCAAUGCAAAAUCUGGCUUCGGCAAACCUCGGCUCAAAAAAGCUCCAGUCGGUGUAAAUAAGCUUAAUACCUUAAUGAAAACAGUGGCACAGAAAGCCGGACUCGGGCCAAACUUUAAAAACCUCAGCGGCAGAAAUACUAUGAUUCAAACUUUAGUGAACAACGACGUGCCGCCAACUGAUAUUAGAGUGGUUUAGCAAGAGGACGGGAACGUCAUUUCAGAACGGCGCGCGCAGCAGAAGUACCGAUAAGAAACUGGGUCUACAACACCAUCGUGUUGUGUUGAAAAGUGAAUUAGCAGUCGUUGUAACGAACCGUCGACGUUAUAUUUGUUCUUGAAUAUCCUAACCUCGGCUCUUUAAGAUCACUAUCAGCUUUGAAUUUUCGGUUUCAUAGACCACUUGAAGGAUAACUAAGUUAUCCUCUUUGAGAGUGUAACAUGCACAAACAGACCAUAAUUUACUACAAGUGAGUUGUUAACAUGAAUCCACAUGGGCGAUUAUAUUUGAAACUAUUUCAAUCCAGUUAAGUCUCGAGUCUGCAGAUUCAUCUAUCAAACUUUCAAGUCCACUAAAUAUAUUUUUCUAUGAUUUUUAUCGCUGUCAUUUUGUUUCGUGCUUCUAGAUUUCAGCAUUACUCGUUUUCCUUCACAAUUUUGUAAAGUAUAAUUUGGAAUUGAAAUCAUCGCCGUUUUUUCCUUGUUUACUGAUUAUUCUUCUCAAUCAUGACAGGACAUCUCUUUUGAGCACCACCUUCUUAGAGUUGCAAUGAAUUUUGAACGGGGUUAUCAGGAGUUGUGGCGAAAACAUGUAGAGAUCAAGCGACCCAACGAUGGAGUUGUUUACAAUGAGUUCCCGUUUGACCAUGAACGAAUGAAAUGCCCUCAAAUUAGUCACCAACGAAACGGGUAGACUGAGGAAUAAGACUUCGUUACUGUUUUAUUUUGCUUUUGUUUUUGCUUAAUUUCUUUUUUUUAACGAAUAAAGUCGUUCAAGACUGAAUCAAAUGAAUAGAUUUAGAAAGCCGUGCCGAAAUCAAGUUGAUUCGCAUUUUCUUUCGUAACGAUAGAAUGACUCUCUUGUCUUAGUUUUCACGGGCGCUGAUCAAAAACUUAAGACAUAAAAAAGUGCAAACCCGAUCUAUUCUCAAAUUUUUUUAUCGCUGACUUCGAUUCGCAGAAAACUUUUUAAUCACAGUGAAAAAGACAAUGACAACAAAUAACACUGAAUAAUACAGCAGGUAAUCUUCGUGUUGUUUCAUUUUGACAAACUUCAACAUGAAGUAAGUUUAAUUUAUUGAUGAAUUAAUUCACGAUAAAAUUAAGAGCACCCAUUCUUCAAGUUUCCAUGCAUGGUUUAAGAAAUGUAUCAAAGAAAAGCCCUCACGUUGUUUAAAGCCACGCUAAAUUACAAAAGGUAACUGAGCCCUAAAAUCUUCGAUCGCUUACUAACGAUCUUGUUUCCCUUCAGAAAUCCAGAAUAAAUAUAAUGGUAAAUUUUCACAACUUCACCGAAUAAAACAAAGAAAGGGACUUGGUUAUCUUGGAAAUGAGCUCUGAAAUCAUUCCAAACAACAUUAUCUUGCUUCUAAGUGCAAACUUAACGCAAAUCCUAGGCGUUUUGAUCACGACGGGAAAACCAGCAAGAUGACGUCCCGAACUUGAUGGGGAGAACGGCAAUGCUAACACCGAACGUCGAAAUAAAGUCAUGUCCAGAUUAUCCGCGCGCUUUCCCGUUCUGAAAUGACGUUCCCGUCCUCUUCCUAAAUCACUCUAUUAUGCAACUGUCAGGACACAAAAACGUUCAAAGUAUCACUAGCUACUUUACCGUCUCACAGAAACAACAGUUGAACAUGUCUCACACUCUCACUGGACUAAGUUUGGGAGAAAUAACUCCCAAGUCUCCCUCUUCUAUUCCGGAGAAAAGAAAGCACGAGUUUGACGAACUCGCUUAUCCAACAAGCAAGCAAGCAGCACAGCAGCCCCUUAUUCUUUUUUCGGGUGCUGUUAUAAGCGGAGGACAUAUUAGAGUGGCAUUAAACACUUUAAAUCAAUCGCCCACACUUUCAGUACGAGAGCAAAACUCAUAA